GCUCAGGCUGUUCGCUGGUGGCUCCGUGCGGUUUUUAACACCCAGCUCUGCUACAAGCCGGGUUCGUCUCUCAGGGAGGUUUCACUCGCCGUCGCCAGGAGGAGUCGGCUCGCGUUCGGUCGGCACAAACAGCAACACGGCGGUUAUGGCUGCGGUUCGGACCCCGAGUGGAGACGUCUCGUUAGGCUGCCGUAGCCGUUAGCUCGCUGCUUUGGGUCCGCUGAGUUGUAGCUACAACAGGCUUUUUGUUCUGCUCCCGGACAGCCUCUGCAUGACAAACCGUCCCCACUGUUCAGAGCGGACAGGGCGGUAGUACAGCGGCUGCUUUAUUGGGAAACGUGUCAGGGAGACCACCACCCUCCUCAUCACCACCACCACCACCCUCCCAGGUUGUGAACCCCUGUCGCGGGGCUAACACCCCCGGUCAUCGAGCGAAUUCAUGGCCGGAAAUCCGAGGAGGGGCGCCGGACUCAUCGGGCUGAUGAAGGACGCCUUUCAGCCCCACCAGCAGCCUCUGCAGCCUCACCAGCCCGCUGUGGUCGAUAAGAAAAUGGUGGAGAAAUGCUGGAAGCUCAUGGAUAAGGUGGUGCGUUUGUGCCAGAACCCCAAGGUGGCGCUGAAGAACAGCCCACCCUACAUCCUGGACCUGCUGCCGGACACCUACCAGCACCUGCGCACCAUCCUGUCCAGGUACGAGGGCAAGAUGGAGAUCCUCGGGGAGAACGAGUAUUUCCGGGUGGUCAUCGAUAACCUCACAAACAAGACGAAGCAGACCAUGAGCCUGUUCAAGGAGGCCAAGGAGCGGAUGUACGAGGAGAACUCCCAGGCCAGGAGGAACCUGACCAAGCUGUCUCUGAUCUUCAGUCACAUGCUGGCUGAGCUGAAGGCCAUCUUUCCCAACGGCCUGUUUCAAGGGGACAACUUCCGGAUUACCAAAGCUGACGCCGCUGAAUUUUGGAGAAGGUCAUUCGGAGACAAAACCAUCGUACCCUGGAGGAUGUUCCGCCAGGCUCUGCAUGAAUUUCACCCCAUCAGUUCUGGUUUGGAAGCCAUGGCGCUGAAGUCCACCAUCGACCUCACCUGCAACGACUACAUCUCUGUUUUUGAGUUCGACAUCUUCACCCGACUCUUUCAGCCGUGGUCGUCUCUUCUGAGAAACUGGAACAGCCUCGCAGUCACACAUCCCGGCUACAUGGCCUUCCUGACGUACGACGAAGUCAAGGCUCGACUGCAGAGAUUCAUCCACAAACCUGGCAGCUACAUCUUCCGGCUGAGCUGCACUCGGCUGGGACAGUGGGCGAUUGGCUACGUUACAGCCGACGGGAACAUCCUGCAGACCAUUCCCCACAAUAAACCGCUUUUCCAAGCCCUCAUCGAUGGAUACAGAGAGGGAUUCUAUCUUUUCCCAGACGGCCGUGCGCAGAACCCAGACCUGACGGGGCUGUGUGAGCCUUCGCCUCAGGACCACAUCAAAGUUACUCAGGAGCAGUACGAGCUGUACUGUGAGAUGGGCUCCACCUUCCAGCUCUGCAAGAUUUGCGCCGAAAACGACAAAGAUGUGAAGAUUGAGCCCUGCAGACACCUGAUGUGCACUUCCUGUUUGACCGCCUGGCAGGAGUCAGAGGGUCAAGGCUGCCCAUUCUGCCGCUGCGAGAUCAAAGGCACGGAGCCCAUCGUGGUGGACCCCUUCCACCCCAAGGCCAGCGGGGCUUCCUUCGCCGGCUUCCAGAGCUCCAGCCGAGCCGAAGCAGCAGCAAACGAUGAGGAAGAGGACGACCGUCUGGAGGACCAGCAUCUGGUCAUGAGCAGGCUGGCCUGCAGUAGUAAGGUGGAACGUCCGGCGUCUCCGGUGUCUCAGCUGCCUCCGGUGCCUCCACGGCUGGACUUGCUGCAGCAGAGGUCCGCGCUGAGUCAGGGCGCCACAGCCAAGGUUGCGGUCACUCACAGAGACAAGCCUCUACCUCCCCCCCCUGCUGUGAGGGAGCUUCCCCCUCCGCCCCCUCCAGAGCGACCCUCGGUCCCCGUCCAGGACCCCAGGCUGCAGAGGAGACCGCUCCCCUCCACCCCUGACCAGCCCUCCUGGGCGGCCAACUACAUGGUUCCUCGGCCCGCCACCAAGGCCUCCCUGCCCCAGAGCAGCGGCACCAACGGGGAGGGCACCAGGCCCCAGGCAGCCACCAACGCCAUCUACUGCCUGACCACCAGGUCUCUGCCUUCAUCGGCGGCCUCAGCUGGAGAAAAGCCAUCGUCAGACAGUGAGGAGAACGAGUACAUGAGUCCCACCUCCUUGCCGGUCUCUGGCGCCCCCUGGGUCAUCGCGGGCUCCUUGGUGCCCCCCUCUCCUGCCCAGACAAACAACCACAACGACGUCAGUGAGGGGGGCGACGACGACUCUGAUGACCCUCAAGUGUACGAAUCCAUGUUCAACAUCCAGAGUCAGGCCGGCUCCUCUGACACAACGCAGGCCUCUGAUCUGGAACCCGACCAGCUUCAAGCUGUGGCCUCCCAGGACAAAAAGGAAGACAGCGAAGCGGAGGACAUCUACGAGUUCGACCGACCCCGCCCUGUGGCACCCCCCGCCCUCACCCGACGGAUCCUGUCUGAAAUCAGCUGUCCCUCCGCAGCCUUCAGCUCACUCAGCAUGGAUGCUUCAGUAGAAGCCGAAGCGUUUGCCGAGUCGGACCGGCCGCCCCGGCCCCUCCCACGCAGAGCCAACUCCGACCGCUGCCCUCGACCUUUCAACCGCGACCUUUCCGCUCCGCUGCCCGAACUCCCCGGCCCAUCGUCAGCCUCGCCGCCUCCUCCUCUCCCUCCCCCUCCGCCGCCUGCCGCUGCUGCCACCGUCACCGCUGGUAACCAGGCCCUGAACGGUGAGAUCGAAUGUCUGAUAUCCCAAGGCUACUCCAUGCAGGACAUCCAGAAAGCGCUGAUGAUCGCCCAGAACAACCUGGAGACGGCCAAAAACAUCCUGCGUGAGUUCGUCUCCGUCCCCUCCACGACCCACAUCGCCACAUAGUCACUCAGGUCCUGCCUCCUGUCUCCGCUUUGUGCCAUUAUUGUGGAUAGCAUUUACCGAGCACUUUUCCACGGGAAAACACCAGAUCUGAGGAAAAACAUCCAAAGUUAAUUGUAAUCAACUGCGUCAGGUAUUAUUUGCUUUUCUAAAAGGAUUUUAGGUGUGAAAACAGGAUUGUGUUUUUUUUUGUUUUUUUUUUGUGACGGAUCCUGAAGCCUCAACAGUUACUCUACGCCGCCCCCAGCAGGAAAUGGAAGGAACUGGAUUCCCCAUCAGCUGAUUGGUUCAUCCCUUUCCGCUUAAAUGAUCUGAAAUAAUCAAAAGGAGCUUUGUGAAGCCAAACUUUCAUCAUGUUCAGUUUCGCUGCUUCUCCGCAAACUGUGCUGUGCAAAUCUGUAACUAAUCAGAAAUUAGUGAGUAGAAGUCUGUGGCGUGCUGAAGCUGCAGUUGUGGUUCCAUUUCCCAUCACCUUCUGGGUCAGCAAGUACUUUCAUCUUUAAGUACUCUCCUCACAUGUUGUACUGUGUGUAGAACUAACAAUAGCAGAAAUUAAUUCCAUUUUAAUUAUGUUUUUCUAACAUUUUCCAGUUUAUUUUGUGGAAAACCGGGCAACAGCAUCUCUACAUUCAGGUUUGACUCAUUGCCAAGGUAUCGGUGGAGGCAGGGAAGUCUAGGAAAAGUGAAUCCCCGAUUAUCAAGUUGUUUGGAGUGGCAACUAGUAGAAGAGUUGACGCGCAGCACCACUGUGUCGAUGUCUGCGUUCACAAAGCAGAAAAAUAUGACUCAAAUCCAACUUUAUUUUAUUUAUUUAUUUUUUUACAAUAUCCGACUUUCUCAUGGAAGUCUGAACGGCACAAUUCUGAUCUUUUCACCCCAAGAUAAAUCAGAUUUGUUCCACAUAUAUGUGGGACUAAAUUAUAACCGAUAUUUUUCAAAGCGUCAGCAGUAGGAACAGUCAUCUUAUUCAACUUUAACACCAUAAUUCUGCACCAGAAGACGGCAGAUGCUGUAAAUCUGGACGUAAACAACGGCUGAAAAUUAUAAUUAUGAAAUUAUGAACGCCGUCCGUGUCAACGAAGCGCAUCACAUCACAGCCCACCACUUUUAGUUCCAACCUCACAUCCAGAGCUGUGUUCUUGUUAUGUUCUCGUGACGAUGCGGCCGACUCUGAAGAACUUUCAAAUCGAUCGAUAGACGGCGGCCAUUAUUACUGCUGUAAACAGAGCGCAGCUGUGUGACAUAAGUAAGUAAAACCAAGAUAAAAAUCGCAAAGUGCUUCAACAAACAAGAUAAGUGCACAAAACAAAAUUAAGCAAGAGCAGAUUUAGAUCAGUAUGUCUGCGCGCGUGGCUCACUGUUCACACAGAAAACUUAUUGCGGUCGCAUUUAAUUAGUAGCAUGAACGACCGCGCAGAAAAAAUAACUCGGAUUUCAGUAAAAAAAAAAAAAAAGAAAAUCAGAAUUGAGCAUCAAGACCUGCUGUGUGAAAAUCUCC
Xiphophorus maculatus (southern platyfish) is the source of this 4511-nucleotide messenger RNA. Its product is annotated as E3 ubiquitin-protein ligase CBL-like. NCBI's taxonomy places the organism in Eukaryota, Metazoa, Chordata, Actinopteri, Cyprinodontiformes, Poeciliidae. The record is from RefSeq and is a predicted model, not a curated record. Gene Ontology annotation, cellular component: plasma membrane; membrane raft. Gene Ontology annotation, biological process: negative regulation of epidermal growth factor-activated receptor activity; cell surface receptor signaling pathway. The transcript is spliced from 15 exons. Gene Ontology annotation, molecular function: ubiquitin protein ligase activity; SH3 domain binding; receptor tyrosine kinase binding. Bases 440 to 3016 code for a protein of 858 amino acids.